UUCCCAGAAAGCAUUGCGAAGAGGCUGACUUCCGGAUGUCAUCAGCCGCGCACUGGUGAGCGGUGGCGUGGGUUUCCCUUCCCUUGUCAUACUGUCAAUUUAAUUCUGCGAAGCAACCGACUAAAACAGUUACAUUAUCGCCUGUGCCAAGAUGACGGAGCGCAAGGGAACAGCAAAGUUGGACUUUUUGAGAAAAAUCGAGCUGGAAAUCCAAGCUAAAUGGGAAAAGGAGAAAGCCUUUGAGAAUGAUGUGCCCGCAACCCUUGGGGAAAGUGCACACAAAAACAAGUAUUUUGUCACCUUCCCCUACCCAUACAUGAAUGGGAGGUUGCAUCUCGGUCACACAUUCAGCUUGUCAAAGUGUGAGUUUGCAGUUGGCUACCAGGCCUUAAAAGGGAAAAAAUGCCUUUUCCCAUUUGGCCUCCAUUGCACAGGAAUGCCAAUCAGAGCCUGCGCAGACAAGCUAAAGAGAGAGAUGGAGCUGUACGGAAACCCACCACAGUUUCCUGACGAGGAGGAAGAGAAGGAGAAGGAAAAGCCAAUGGUGUCUGAUGAAAUCAUCAUUAAGGACAAAGCAAAGAGCAAAAAGAGUAAAGUUGUGGCCAAAUCCGGUUGCUCGGCCUUUCAGUGGAACAUCAUGAAGUCUCUAGGCCUGGAUGACAGCGACAUUGAAAAGUUCGCCAAUGCUGAACACUGGCUGGAGUUUUUCCCUCCUCUGGCUGUCAAAGACCUCAAACUGAUGGGCGUGAAGGUGGACUGGCGGCGGUCAUUCAUCACCACAGACGUCAACCCUUUCUAUGACUCUUUUGUCCGGUGGCAGUUUGUCACCCUAAAGGAGAGGAAAAAGAUCAAGUUUGGGAAACGGUAUACUAUCUAUUCCCCGAGGGAUGGGCAACCAUGCAUGGACCAUGACAGGCAGACAGGAGAGGGAGUAGGACCUCAGGAGUACACACUCAUCAAAAUGAAGAUUGUUGAACCGUACACCGCGAAAUUCAAGUCCAAAGUUUUUUACAGCAGUGCUAUGAAGUCCAGGAACAUCUACCUGGUGGCCGCCACUCUUAGGCCGGAGACCAUGUUCGGUCAAACCAACUGCUGGGUGAGGCCCGACAUGAACUACGUGGCCUUUGAGACCACCAGCGGGGACAUCUUCAUCUGCACCAGGAGGUCUGCUCGGAACAUGUCCUUCCAGGGAUUCACCAAAGAGAAUGGAGUAGUGCCUGUGCUCAUGGAAAUACUAGGACAGGAUAUCCUCGGCAGUGCUCUGAGUGCGCCUCUGACAUCCUACAAGAUCAUCUACGCCCUGCCCAUGCUCACCAUCAAAGAGGACAAAGGUACCGGUGUGGUCACUAGUGUGCCUUCUGAUGCUCCGGAUGACAUCGCUGCUCUCAGGGACAUAAAGAAAAAACAAGCCCUUAGAGAGAAGUAUGGAAUUGAGGACAAGAUGGUGCUGCCUUUUGAGCCGAUCCCUAUUAUAGACAUUCCAGGUUACGGGAACCUGUCUGCUCCUCUAGUGUGUGAUGAGCUGAAGAUCCAGAGCCAGAAUGACAAGGAUAAACUGGCUGAAGCCAAAGAGAAAGUCUACUUGAAGGGAUUCUAUGAAGGGAUUAUGUUGGUUGAUGGCUACAAGGGGCAGAAAGUCCAGGAUGUGAAGAAGCCCAUCCAAAAGAUGAUGGUAGAAAGGGGCGAGGCCGCUAUUUACAUGGAGCCAGAAAAACAGGUCAUGUCCCGUUCAGCGGACGAGUGUGUGGUGGCGCUCUGUGAUCAAUGGUAUUUGGAUUACGGUGAUGCUGAAUGGAAGAAGCAAGCCAAUCAAGCCCUCAAAACUUUGGAGACGUUUUGUGACGAGACCAGAAGAAACUUUGAGGCUACUUUGGCCUGGCUACAGGAGCAUGCUUGCUCACGUACUUAUGGGCUCGGAACACGGCUGCCCUGGGAUGAGCAUUGGCUGAUCGAGUCGCUCUCGGACUCCACCAUCUACAUGGCGUACUACACUGUGGCCCACCUCCUCCAGGGCGGGGUGCUCAACGGGCAGGGUAGCUCGCCACUGGGCAUCAAACCGCAGCAGAUGACGAAGGAGGUCUGGGACUUCAUCUUCUUCAAGGCAUCCCCCUUCCCUAAGACCAGCAUCCCGAAAGAGCACCUCCAGAAGCUAAGGAGGGAGUUUGAGUACUGGUACCCGGUGGAUGUGCGUGUCUCUGGCAAAGACUUGGUGCCCAACCACUUGUCUUAUUAUCUCUACAACCAUGUGGCCAUGUGGCCCAAUGACAGUGGAAAGUGGCCACAGGCAGUGAGAGCAAACGGGCAUCUGCUCUUAAACUCUGAAAAGAUGUCCAAAUCAACUGGAAACUUCCUCACUCUUAGCCAAGCCAUCAAAAAGUUCUCAGCAGACGGUAUGCGUUUGGCUCUGGCCGACGCCGGCGACACAGUUGAGGACGCCAACUUCGUGGAGACCAUGGCGGACGCUGGCAUCCUGCGCUUGUACACCUGGAUCGAAUGGGUGAAGGAGAUGAUAGCCAACCAGAACAACCUGAGGACCGGACCCGCUGACACCUUCAAUGACCGCGUCUUCGCAAGCGAAAUUAAUGCAGGAAUCUUAAAGACAGAGCAACACUACGACAAAAUGAUGUACAAGGAGGCUUUGAAGAGCGGCUUCUUUGAGUUCCAGGCUGCCAAAGACAAGUACAGAGAGCUGGCGAUUGAAGGCAUGCACAAAGAGCUGGUCUUCCAGUUCAUAGAGAGACAAACGCUACUGCUGGCCCCCAUCUGUCCACACCUGUGCGAGUACACUUGGGGUCUGCUGGGCAAGACCACAUCCCUGAUGAAGGCGUCAUGGCCUGCCGCCGGUCCAGUGGAUGAGAUUCUCAUCCGCUCUUCUCAGUAUCUGAUGGAGACGGCACACGACCUCCGACUGAGACUCAAAGCUUAUAUGCUCCCACCUAAAAAUAAGAAAAGUGACUCCAAGCCUCCCAGCAAGCCUUCCCACUGCACCAUCUAUGUGGCCAGGAGCUACCCGCCAUGGCAGCACAGCGCCUUGUCCCUGCUCGGAAAACACUACAAGAGCAACAGCGGCGUCCUCCCAGACAACAAGGUGAUCGCGAGCGAGCUUGGAGCGCUGGCCGAGCUGAAGAAAUACAUGAAGAAGGUCAUGCCUUUUGUGGCCAUGAUCAAGGAGAACCUUGAAAAGAACGGGCCUAGGGUUUUGGAUCUGGAGCUGGAGUUCGAUGAGCGGGCAGUUCUGAUGGAGAACCUGGUCUACUUGACAAAUUCUCUUGAGCUGGACCAGAUCGAUGUCUUGUUUGCGUCCGAGGCCGACGACAAAAUCCGGGAAGACUGUUGCCCGGGGAAACCGUUCUCCUUGUUCAGAUCGGAGCUCGGAGUGUGCGUGUCCCUGGUAAACCCUCAGCCCUGCAACGGAAUCUUCUCUACCAAGCUUGACAUCAGACAAGGGGACAGCAGAGACAGCGUUGUCCGCAGACUCUCCAAAGUCAGCAGACUCGUCAAAGAUCUCUCCAAAGUGAAGCUGAUGAGGUACGAGGACCCCCUGCUGGGCCCCCGUCGUGUGCCGGUGCUGGGACAAGAGGAGCAUGGCAAAGUGCUCCUCUCCCCUCAGUCCGUGUUCAGCAUCAACCUGGAGGCCAAGAAAGUCACGGUGGUCGACGACGGCGUCACUGUGGACAUCGGGGACACUCUGGCCUACCUGGUUCUUUAAAAUCCCUCAUACACAUGAAGGCGACACAAAUAAUUUCUGGAUUUAGGAACAUUUUGAUAGCACAACUUUCUAGUUUUCAGACCGCUCCUGUUGUCGUGGUGAUGGAGUCAUGUCUGCCGGCUUAUUUUGUACAUCUAAGAUGAGGCAUCAUGGUCCCUCCUGGAUGGUGUUUGUCCAUUGUGUGCUUUUUCCAGAAAAAAUAAUAAACAUUAUGAUA
Entelurus aequoreus (snake pipefish) is the source of this 3926-nucleotide messenger RNA. RefSeq names its product leucine--tRNA ligase, cytoplasmic-like. The coding region runs from base 152 to 3709 and encodes 1185 amino acids. The record is from RefSeq and is a predicted model, not a curated record. Gene Ontology annotation, biological process: leucyl-tRNA aminoacylation. The transcript has 32 exons. Gene Ontology annotation, molecular function: ATP binding; leucine-tRNA ligase activity; aminoacyl-tRNA deacylase activity. Lineage: Eukaryota; Metazoa; Chordata; Actinopteri; Syngnathiformes; Syngnathidae.